Molecule: messenger RNA, 872 nt
Organism: Schizophyllum commune H4-8
Lineage: Eukaryota; Fungi; Basidiomycota; Agaricomycetes; Agaricales; Schizophyllaceae
Exons: 1
Coding region: 134-706 (190 amino acids)
Source: RefSeq, a predicted model, not a curated record
AUAGAUUGCUGAAUUGUUGAUUCUUUCAAUAGCGUGCGGGGCGCAUGAGGCAUAGGCGAGAGAAGAUGGAAGAUUGCCGUGAACGGGCUCGGGAGAGGUAAGGAGCGCGUCUCCCCAGCAACUCCAGACGAACAUGGAGGGCGGGAAGGAGCUAGACUCGGCAAGUCCUGCCGUUCUGCCAGGCUCGGAAACUGCCGCGCUUGGUGCAGGUCAACAAACGUCAACCAACCCAUCCGAGGACGGACUGGACAGCCUCUUCCCACCAUCACAUCCCGCCGCCGACGUCUCCGUUGAUGAUUUUCCCCGCAGAAACGUGUCCCCUGUCCGAUACACAUGCUCGCGGCCUCGCUAUGUCAUUAUGCUAUGUACACGAAUGUACCCGGACUCCACUUCUCUCGACCGAAGGAAAACUAGAAUUCCGACCUCAUCGCAAUGCAAUGCUGCACUGGCAACAGGCCCGCUUCCCCAUGCAACGUUCUCAGGUCUCCCACUCCUUCGACGCGGCGAGCAACCAUCUAUCCUGGAAAGGUAUCCGGGUCCCCGCCUCGUCUCGGGCCUCUACAUCCUUGGGCCCAACUCGAUAAGACUCAUUAUUCGUCACCUGUCUCGGUCCUCGGAUACAAGGCAACCAUCUGCUGUAGCGACUGACCGUGCGCCACUGACGACCAGACUGUGCCACCGUCUAUCAGCAGACCUCACGAACUAGCAUAAGCGCCCGUCCCCCAUGCAUUUCCUUCCCUUCAUCAAGCGCUCGAGUUGCUGAAGCACUUGAAAUAGAGCGAUUCCCGCGCUCCGAAGCUUGCUAUGUCAUCAUAGAGACGGGACACGUUAGCGCGCUCGGCUGUGUAUGAAGGCCGCGCACGUCGAUGCAC